Candidula unifasciata is the source of this 1532-nucleotide messenger RNA. The record is from the annotation of a GenBank genome assembly. NCBI's taxonomy places the organism in Eukaryota, Metazoa, Mollusca, Gastropoda, Stylommatophora, Geomitridae.
AUGCAGUUUGUGACUAUCUGUAUGGCAGGACUUCCAGCGCAGAUCAUGAUUCAGCUGUUUGUCUACAAGUACUGCUUCUCUGAAGAUUACGUGCCACCAACAAUUCAGUAUCCCAGCAAAAGGCAAGAUCUGUAUUAUCACGCAGGCUCUCCUAUCAGUCUCACAUGUCUGGCUUAUGGGUGGCCUCAACCAACGUUCAGGUGGACGUUAAAUGGAACAGACAUUGUGCAGAGUCGCUUUAUCCAUUUCGAUUCAGUUUCUGGAGUGCUGUCGUUUUCUCAGUUUUCAUGGAAGGAAGAAGGUGCCUUCAGGUGCAUUGCUACUAACGAGUUCAUAGACAACAGCUCAGAGAUUCUCGAAUUAUCAAGCAUGUCUCCAAUCAUUAAUUUAUGGCAGAUUUCCGUGAAGCAGUUUGAUUCCAGUCCUAAACAUGUAAUAGUUCAAGAAUACGACUAUGUAAAACUGCCGUGCAGUCAAGCGACAGCUGUGAGAGCAAAGGAGAAAACAUAUGAGUGGCAAGACACCAGAACCCGACAGAAAGUAAGCAUGGACGGCGAUCGCCUGUUUAUUGAUCAGAAUGGCAAUUUGCACUUCACGUAUGUCCUUUUGGCUGAUGGGGCUCAGGAUGGCUAUUCUUGUGCUAUCUUCGUGCCUCCAGCUCAACAGAUCUCUCAAGGCUCGAAGAUUGUACUCAUUGUUGACGCUGUUUCUCCAGAAGUGACACAACCAGUGAUACAGUACCACGAGAACGUGACUGCGCGGAUAUCGUCUACUGCUAUACUUGAGUGUGUGUUUUCCGGAUACGAUAGACUGUAUCCCAGUUUCCCUACCGUAAAGUGGGUUGACAGUCUCAACCAUCCCUACAUCACAAACACUAGCAAAUACAGCGUCCUCAACAGUGGAAGACAGCUUUUCGUAAACGGUGUGCAAGAGAAAGAUGAGACGUUCUACUACUGCUACGCCAACAACUCGGCAGGUCUGGCAGUCUCCUAUGUGCACCUCAACGUCACAUCAGGCCCAAUCUUCAUUAAACCACCUCCACGUUUAACAAAAGCAGUUUUAACAAAGGCACAUCUUUUCACUUGUGAUACGCGUUCGGCGGAAGGGGAGACUAAUCCUGAAAACCCUGUCUGGUUUUUGAACAGCAAACGAUUGCAAAGACAAAUUGCAGACUCCAGAUUCACGUUUGCCAAUAACUAUAAAACAUUAAUCCUGAAGAAUGUGCGAGGACCUGAGGACUUCGUGUGUGUUCAGUGCGAUGUGUCCAACAGUGUGGACAUAGCUUCUGCUAAUACCUGCCUUGUUGAAUUAAUUAGUAGAUGGAAGUUCAGAAGUAAGGAGAUCCAAGGAGGAAAGGCCCCGCCCUAUGUGUAUUUCAACACUUUGACCAUGGCGGCGUACAUUGACACUUGCCACCUCUCAAAGGACGAGUUCUUCACCAUAGGAGGAGUCUACAGUAUAGUGCUCUACACGCCUUAUGAGACGGUAGAGGUAAACACCAAUGUGGUACUGCUGGAUGUCGAGGGUAAGUA